GAUGCGUAAAGCGCAUGCGCCAAUAUUUUUGAAGGCCCGUGACUAGCUCGUGUGCUAAUUCAACGUUCGUAACAUAAGAGAGAUUUUCAUAAUUAAAAACCGUCCGCUAGCAAAAUUCAUUCCUGUAUACGCCACCUGUUUCGGGGUCGGUCCGAUUCGCACCCACAAUGUCGUUCCCUCCUCAUUUAAAUCGGCCGCUUUUACCACCUCCUGGGAUGCCCCCUCAGUAUGCUGGCUUCCCCUCAGGAACUCCGAUGAUUCCAGUUCACAUGGGUAUCAUGACCCCUGGCCCUACUGUCAUGGUGCCCUCUGUGCCAGUGGUCAGUAAACCUGCACUCCCCAAGAGAGACAUUGCUGCUGUACGGGCCAAAGAGAAUGAUGAGAACAGUGGGCCCACCACUACAGUGUUUGUGGGGAAUAUAUCGGAGAAGGCUUCAGACAUGCUCAUCAGACAGCUGCUGGCGAAAUGUGGAAUCGUUCUGAGCUGGAAGAGGGUUCAAGGAGCCUCUGGCAAGCUUCAAGCAUUUGGUUUCUGUGAAUACAAGGAGCCAGAGUCCACAUUGCGAGCCUUGCGGCUACUCCAUGACCUGCAGAUCGGAGACAAAAACCUGCUGGUAAAAGUGGAUGCCAAAACCAAAGCUCAGCUGGAUGAGUGGAAGGCCAAAAAGAAGGCUGCAAAUGGGAAUAAGAAUUCUCAAGAUGGUGGAGACGAUGAAGAAGAGGUUCUAGAUGAGGAGACAAAGAAGAAAGAUCAGAUAAUCAAAGGUGCCAUCGAUGGAUUGAUGCGGGAAUAUGCUGCAGAACUUAAUGCACCUUCCCAGGAUGACGAGUCCCAGCGAAGAAAAAGAAAAAAGGAGAAAAAAGAAGAGGAUGACAUUAACACUAUUGACAUGGAGGAGGACAAGAGGGACCUGAUUUCCAGAGAGAUUAGUAAAUUUCGUGACACUCACAAGAAACUAGAGGAAGAGAAGGACAAACGGGAGAAGGAGCGGUUGGAGUUUGAGCGUGAAAGGAGGGAGCGGGAAAAAGAGCGAGAGCGGGAACGAGAGCGGCGGGACCGUGAGAGGGAGAAGGAACGGGAGAGGGAACGGGAGAGGGAAAGAGAGCGAGAACGAGAGAGAGAUCGAGACAAAGACCGUGACCGCAGGACCAGAGAACGAGACCGAGAGAGAGACAGAAGCCGUGAAAGGAGCCCUGACCGCAGCCGAUCCAGGGAGGUAAGCCGAGACAGAGAAAAGAAGCGAGACCAAGAGGAUGAAGAGGAGGCGUAUGAACGCAGGAAGCUGGAGAGGAAACUCCGAGACAAGGAAGCAGCUUAUCAGGAGCGUCUAAAAAACUGGGAGCUCAGGGAAAGGAAAAAAGCGCGAGAUUAUGCCAAGGAUGCAGAGAGAGAAGAUGAGCGCCGGCGAGAAAUGGUAAAAGAAGGCAAACGACUGAAAGAGUUUCUAGAAGACUAUGAUGAUGACAGAGAUGACCCCAAGUAUUACAGGGGCAGUGCACUGCAGAAACGUCUCAGAGACCGAGAGAAGGAGAUGGAGGCGGAUGAGCGUGACAGGAAGAGAGAGAAGGAGGAGCUGGAGGAGAUCAGACAGAGGCUGCUAGACGAGGGACAUCCAGACCCAGACGCAGAGCUACGCAGGAUGGAGGAGGAAGAGGAGGAGCGUCUAAGACAGCUUCCCAUCAUCCAAGAGCCGGAACCUGAGGAAGAACGGGAACGACACAGGGGUUCACGAGAACGCCGAGAGCGUCGACAGGAACCGGACAGAACGGAAUCACGCUCACGGCGCAACCACUCAGACGAUGAGGUGGAGGAGGGUGAGGAGGAGGAUUAUGACAAUGAUGGGGAUAACUCUGACGCCAAACCUUGCUUAAAGCCCACAAUGCGGCCCAUCACAGCAGCACCUUCAGUGUCGUCUGCCAGUGGCAAUGUGUCCCCAAACACACCUGGAGAUGAAUCACCCUGCGGCAUCAUCAUCCCUCAUGAGAACUCGCCCCCUGAGGCUCUGCCACAGGAGGAACACAGGCCAAAGAUUGGCCUCAGCCUGAAACUUGGAGCAACAGGAAGCCCCGGCCAACCCAACGCAGGUAAGAGGAAGAAGCUUCCCGUGGACAGUGUUUUUGACAAGUUUGAUGACGAGGAGGCUGAUGAACAACCACGCAAGAGGAAGCUAGUGCCCCUGGAUUAUGAUGAUGAAAAGAGCCUCGGGGUGGAUGGUGCUGGGCUCUCCAACAUUAAGGGAGCAAAUGCUGAGGAGAAACGCAAACACAUCAAGAGCCUGAUAGAAAAGAUUCCCACAGCAAAACCUGAGCUCUUCUCCUACCCACUGGAUUGGUCUAUGGUGGACACGACCCUAAUGGAACGGCGUGUUCGGCCAUGGAUUAAUAAAAAGAUUAUCGAGUACAUCGGUGAGGAAGAGCCAACGUUAGUGGACUUUGUCUGCUCCAAGGUGAUGGCUCACAGUAUGCCACAGAGUAUCUUGGAUGAUGUUGCCAUGGUCCUUGAUGAAGAAGCUGAGGUAUUCAUUGUGAAGAUGUGGCGGUUGCUCAUUUAUGAAACUGAAGCUAAGAAGAUUGGACUGGUGAAAUAAGCAAAACAACCACUGAAUGAAGAUGAUUUUUUUCCCACCUGUACAACCUGUUUAAUAGUAUAGUGAAAUUGUGUCACACCAAACAUAGUGACUUGUCCAAAUCAGUAUAGACUGUAUCAGCAGAUUCUACUCAUUUUCACCAGUUGUUCAGGUUACAUCUUUUUUUUUCUUUUCUUUCCCCCAACAUACUCAGGCUACAUCUGCCCCCUAUUUGCAGGUAGUGACUAUGACAAUGUUCUUUUGUGUAUAUACAGUACUUCACUGUUUGGCUGUGAUGAAAGGAAGCUACUGACAGGCACACGGGACCAUUGUUAAGUUGCAGAUGGGGUCCUACACUUUCUAUACUGGGUUGGAUGCCAACACACACUUUGUGGGACGAGUAACCAGCCGCAGGCAAUCGGUUUCCUGCAUCAUGAACUUUACUUCAAAGCUGUGGAGGUUUGGCAACUGGCUUAGUUGAAUGUGUUUUUUUUUUUUUUUUAAUGUGGACGUAGACAUGUAUAACCACUACAAGGAUGUAAUGUUUUUUUAACAGGGGUAUUUAUUAUGGGUUUUGGACACAACUCCGGUUUAUUUCUGUUCAGUAGACACAUCUUCACCUUUUAUUUUGUUCAUCACAUUCCUGAUAAAGUGUUGGUAGUUUCUCAUCGCCA
Molecule: messenger RNA, 3241 nt
Organism: Acanthochromis polyacanthus (spiny chromis)
Lineage: Eukaryota; Metazoa; Chordata; Actinopteri; Pomacentridae
Gene: rbm25b
Product: RNA binding motif protein 25b
Exons: 17
Coding region: 168-2588 (806 amino acids)
Biological process (GO): regulation of alternative mRNA splicing, via spliceosome; mRNA processing
Cellular component (GO): spliceosomal complex
Molecular function (GO): mRNA binding
Source: RefSeq, a predicted model, not a curated record